CCCGUCUGGGGGAGGGGAGUAUAAACAAAUAACUAACCUAAAACCUGUAUGUCAUCAUGAAUGAUAACGAAGGUGUAAUAAAAAUCCGUUUUAUUUCCAAGGAAAAAGGUUUCGCCCUUCCUGACGAUCUCCACGAAGUGCCCGUAAAUAUUGAUGAAAAAUCGUUAACUGAAAAUCUUAACAAGUUAUUGAAAAAAUCACAUGUCGAUUAUAAAAAACCUCUAGAUUUCAGUUUCAUUAUAGGAGGCGAAUUAUUGAAAACCACCCUAGGAGAAUAUUUAAAUAAGAAUUCGCUUUCAACCGAAUCUAGACUAGAUAUUGAAUAUAUCCAUAGAAAACCCCCCGAAUUCGAAGAUUCCAUUUUACAUGAAGACUGGAUAUCCGGUAUACAUGCAUGUGCUGGAAAAUGGAUUUUGACUGGUUGUUAUGACCAAGCAGUGUAUAUAUGGAAUUCAGAUGGAAAACCUAUAGUUUCACUAGAAAAUCAUUCCAAUAUUGUUAAAGAUGUUAAGUGGAUCAGCAAAGAUGAUCCUCAGAAAGGAUUUGUUAGUGUGUCAUAUGACUUUACAGCAAUUUUAUGGCACUGGGAAGAAGGUACAACAAAUGCCAAACCUACCUCAAUCCUUAAAGGUCACUCUGGAGGAAUAGACUGUGUGGCUGUCAGUCCAAAUACUCAGAAGUUGGUUACUGGUAGUAGGGAUACAGCUCUCAAAGUAUGGUCAGCAAGUUUGGAAGAUGAAGAAGAACCUGCAUCAAAAAAGAGCAGGAAUGAAGCCCUAGUAAAUGUAAGGAAUCAAAUCUAUACAUUGGAGGGCCAUAAAGAGGCAAUAUCUUCAGUACAGUGGAUGGAUGACUGUAAUAUCAUUACAAGUUCCAUGGAUCAUACUGUAAAAGUGUGGGAUGUUGAUGUAAAUAGUAUUAAAAAUGAGAUUGUAGGACAAAAGGCCAUCCUCUCCGCAAGUUGGUCCCCUUUAACAAAUAGUCUGCUCACCACUUCUGCUGAUCAAUAUAUCCGGUUAUUUGAUCUAAGAUCUAACGAAAGUGCCUCUUGUAAGUCCUCAUUUAUAUCCCAUACUAAUUGGGUGAGUUCAGUUGAUUGGAGCCCACAUAGUGAACAUUUGUUCAUUUCGGGAGGCUAUGAUAGUAAGGUCAAGAUAUGGGAUACAAGAAAUCCAAAGGCUUCUUUGUAUGAUCUCCAGGGUCAUGAUGGCCAAGUUUUGAAAGUUAACUGGUCCAACGAGAAUCAUCUCUUCUCAGGGGGUACAGAUAAUUAUGUAUAUAUAAACAAAUAUACUGUUUAAUUUGAAAAUGAUAUAAUUUUGUAAAUAAAAAAUAUUUAUUGAUA
Coccinella septempunctata (seven-spotted ladybird) is the source of this 1345-nucleotide messenger RNA. Its product is annotated as ribosome biogenesis protein WDR12 homolog. Gene Ontology annotation, molecular function: protein binding. The transcript has 4 exons. NCBI's taxonomy places the organism in Eukaryota, Metazoa, Arthropoda, Insecta, Coleoptera, Coccinellidae. Gene Ontology annotation, biological process: ribosome biogenesis. Bases 57 to 1301 code for a protein of 414 amino acids. Gene Ontology annotation, cellular component: preribosome, large subunit precursor. The record is from RefSeq and is a predicted model, not a curated record.